UGACCACGUUGUCACGAACAAACGAGAAACGCGUGCGGUACGGACAGACGUCGAACGAUGCGUUGCUCCGGUCGGAGGCUUCUGCUAUGGCUGGCGGUCGUUGUUCCCAUCGUUCUGCUCGUACGUCACAUGGUGAAUCGUGGAUAUCGAAACGGGAUCCCAGAGAUCGGUAACGACGACGACGACGACAACAACAACGACGACCACGUCGUUGUCCAUACGGCCAAGAGCCAAAGGAUCAGCUCGCGACCGAAGAAUGCGGUAAUACCACAACCGGCCAUUACGACACCUGUGUUUGUCGCAGGCAUGUACAUGGCUGGUGAACCGCCCGGGAACAGUACGUGCCGAUGGUACCACGGUCUGCCAGAUAGCAUUACGUAUCCGUCGUCGAUAGUCACCUGGAGCCCGGAAAUCGGUGAGAAGAGCCCCUACAGAGUCCUACCGUUUGUAUUAGUCGGAACCGAGGCGAGUGACAAGUUGCCCGAGGUGACCCUCUGCACCCACGCCACCGCGGAUCAUGUCUAUGGGAUCGUGGAGUUGGUCAGGAGAUGGGAGGGACCGUUGAGUCUCGCCGUUUUUACGCCCGGCGACGACGCUGGCAUCGCCGUUGCUCUCCUCGAUCGGGCCUGUCGAUGCGAACCCGAAAUGUACAAGGUCUCCGUGCAUUUGGUAUUCCCGACGAGUCGGCCGCCCGCAUUGGAACGUACCACGCGUGGAGCCCCGGGUGAUUGCGCCGCGUCCGAUCUCCAAACGGGGGAAGCAGACACCGAAAGAAAGCGAAACGGCAUGAUGUAUCCGAUUAACGUGGUCAGAAAUGUCGCCAGAACGCGGGCGAACACCAGUCGGGUGUUGGUUACGGACAUUGAACUUUUGCCCAGCGAGAAACUCGCUUCAGGUUUCAUGGAGAUGGUACGCGGAAGACCGCCAAAAACUGGUGUUGUCUUCGUCGUGCCAGUUUUUGAGAUAGAAUCCCGUAGACAGCCGCCCUCGACAAAGAAACAGUUGCUCCUGGCCACGAAGGCUGGCGUGGCCGUGUAUUUUCAUAGAUUCCUCUGUUCACAUUGCCAGAGGUUCCCUGGUCUUACUAGAUGGAUGAUCAGACCGGACCCAGGCAAGGUCAGACCACUUAUUAUCACCAAAAGGGAGUAUCCGCAUCAUAGAUGGGAGCCCGUUUUUAUCGGAACUCGCGACGAUCCUUUUUAUGCAGAAGAUUUGUCCUGGGAAGGCAGACAGGACAAGAUGAGUCAGAUGUUCGAGAUGUGUCUUUUAAAUUAUCGGCUGGUCAUACUAGACGGUGCCUUUUUAGUUCAUACGCCAGGUAUUAAACGAAAAACGGUAAAAGUCGACGCGGCGAGGCAAGAAUUCCUGAAAUUUCACGAAAGAAGAAACGCGCGGAUCUAUCAGCGUGUAAUUAAGCGACUACUGAAACGAUAUCCCCCGAAUCGUAAAUGCGCGCACCGAUAG
This is a messenger RNA of Dufourea novaeangliae, 1464 nucleotides long. Its product is annotated as beta-1,4-glucuronyltransferase 1-like. The transcript is spliced from 4 exons. The record is from RefSeq and is a predicted model, not a curated record. Bases 58 to 1464 code for a protein of 468 amino acids. NCBI's taxonomy places the organism in Eukaryota, Metazoa, Arthropoda, Insecta, Hymenoptera, Halictidae.